UGCACUCGAUCAAUCUGUACCGCUCAAUCAACGUGAUCCAACGAUGGAGACCAACUGCAUGUCCGUGCUGUCGUGUGUGGGCACCAACGUCGCCUCCGCCUUCUUCGCCUCACUGGAACGCUGCUCCUGCAUCAAUCUCAACACCGCCGAUUUCGACGACGACAAUCACAACAUCACCAACGACGACCGCCCUCUUUUCCUCUCCUCCUCCUGCUCCUCCAGGCCCACCGCCGGGUCCCACCAAGACCAGGCCAUCGCCGGCCCCGAUCAGCCCAUCAAGCCCCCCGCCGCCGCCACCCACCACCGCCUCAGCGACGGCGUUUCAGCUUAAUACAGCUACUCACUCGCAGCAGAUCUCACAUACGGUGAAUAUUAGAAGAGGAAAUUUCAAUGCUUUCUUUUGCUUUUUAUGUGUAAUUUAAUUUGUGUCUCGUACGAAUUGGAAUUCUGUUUGGAUUUUGUAUGAAAUUGGGAAUUUUUGUAAAAUUUCAAUUUUUGAUGAGUUUGGGAAAGGGGAAAUGCUAUAUCCAGAGCUGACGUUGUUGCUUCCGUGUCAGGGUACAACCUUUACAUGCGUAAGGUACAAUCACUGUUUGCAUCUAGAGUGCUCUGGAAGCAGCAGUUUUAGCUUCGAUGGUAGCAUUUUCGUCUGAGAAAUAAAAAUAAAAAUGGAUUUAAUUUUA
This is a messenger RNA of Pyrus x bretschneideri (Chinese white pear), 683 nucleotides long. RefSeq lists its product as uncharacterized. The coding region runs from base 44 to 331 and encodes 95 amino acids. NCBI's taxonomy places the organism in Eukaryota, Viridiplantae, Streptophyta, Magnoliopsida, Rosales, Rosaceae. The record is from RefSeq and is a predicted model, not a curated record. The transcript has a single exon.